Messenger RNA from Pelobates cultripes (western spadefoot toad), 9813 nucleotides. Lineage: Eukaryota; Metazoa; Chordata; Amphibia; Anura; Pelobatidae. The record is from the annotation of a GenBank genome assembly.
UGGGAACUGGAAUCUCAGCAUGCUAUUUAAAGAACAGAGCACACAGACGGCAUUAUAGCACUGAUGAAGACUGGACAUUUCAGGUCGAAACGUGUUUGCGUAAUACUGUAGGGUUGUGCAGUGUAUAGAUUCUCUGUCACUUUUAAUUUUAUAGUGCAUUUUUAUUAUAAUUUUACUGGAUUUUUUGACUCUAUUAGAGAGGAUCUUUCCAUAUCUCCCCGUGGAAUCCUUUAGCCUGCAAUAGGCACCCUGAGCCGCUAUAUACAGAGCCUGGGGCGGCUCUGCAAAGUGUGAGUUGAUCUGUCUAAAUCAUCCUUACAGAGUUUACUAUGCAUUGCAUGUCUGUUUUAUAGGUAUCAUCCCAGGGAUUCAUUCCAUUUUUUAAGUAUUCCUUUUGAUUUUUUGAUUUUUUUAAUAUAAGGAUAUCAUUAUUUCUGUUUUAUAGCACUGUGUUGGUAUAUAUACAUUAUUGUGUGUGAGUAAACUAUCUAUACAUUAUCUAUCUAUCGAUAGGUCACAGACACACAUUUCUUUGAUUUCAUUUUAUGUAACACAGCUGUUGGGGGGGGGGGACACACGUAUAUAUAUAUAUAUAUAUAUAUAUAUAUAUAUAUAUAUAUAUAUAUAUAUAAAAUCACAUUCAAACCAUGAUCCCAGCACUCAAGUUCCAUGGUCUUUAGAAUGCCCCCGGUGCUGGUCUUGAGAAAAUUCCGGUUGGACUGAAACAUUGAUGUAUGAUUUGUGCUGAAUAAAAGCAUCUAUACUUUCUACAGACCCCAGAGUGCACUUAAUAAAAGCAAUAACUAAAGAAUAAAGUGCUCCAGUACCAAGUGUGUGUGUGUGUGUGUGUGUGUGUAUAUAUAUAUAGUUGUGGUCGGGGCAAUAUAGCCGUAAUGGUUAGAUAACAUAUGAAUAGUAAUAAUAAUAUCGUUUACAAACAGAGCGUUGUGGUAUGCUGGAACCAACAACGCAGUAGGCCUGUAAACAAGAGGGCCCACCUAUAGAGGGUGAUGUGAAAGAGGCAGUGGUGGGAGGGUUAACUCGCCAGACCAAUCACAGUAUGUGAGAGAGGAUUGGAGGCCCUUAUAAAGGGAACCGCAAGCCCCUCCUACAACUACAGACAGGGCCACCACCAGAAAUUUUGGGGCUCCUAACUUAGCUCAGGGUCUGGGCCCCCGGGGGCCCGCAUCCAAGCCCACCCACAGGGACCGCCUCCAAAUCCAGCCCAUAGGUAUACACACACACAGACACAAACACCGAUACAAAAGGACACAGCUACACACACACAGAUACAUAAUAACAAACACACAUACUGAAACAGACAUACACGUAUAUAGGUAUACAUACUGACACAUACUGAGACAUACACACAUUUACAGACACACAGGCAUACAUAGUGACAGACAGACACAUACUAACAUACAUCCAGACACACAUGCUUAAGGACAUACAGAUACAUACAGACAUACAUACUGACACCAACAUACAUUCAUAAUUACAUACAUACAUGCAUACAGACAUACUGACAUCCAUACACACAUUCAUAAUGACAUACAUUCAUAAUGACAUACAGACAUACAUACAGUUGCAAGAAAAAGUAUGUGAACCCUUUGGAAUGAUAUGGAUUUCUGCACAAAUUGGUCAUAAAAUGUGAUCUGAUCAUCAUCUAAGUCACAACAAUAGACAAUCACAGUCUGCUUAAACUAAUAACACACAAAGAAUGAAAUGUUGCCAUGUUUUUAUUGAACACACCAUGUAAACAUUCACAGUGCAGGUGGAAAAAGUAUGUGAACCCCUAGACUAAUGACAUCUCCAAGAGCUAAUUGGAGUGAGAUGUCAGCCAGCUGGAGUCCAACCAGUGAGAUGAGAUUGGAGGUGUUGGUUACAGCUGCCCUGCCCUAUAAAAAACACACACCAGUUCUGGGUAUGCUUUUCACAAGAAGCAUUGCCUGAUGUGAAUGAUGCCUCGCACAAAAGAGCUCUCAGAAGACCUACGAUUAAGAAUUGUUGACUUGCAUAAAGCUGGAAAGGGUUAUAAAAGUAUCUCCAAAAGCCUUGCUGUUCAUCAGUCCACACAGACUUACAUUCAUAAUGACAUACAGACAUACAUUGAUACUGACAUACAGACAUAUAUACAUACUGACAUACAUAAACACACACACAGACAUACAUUGAUACUGGCAUACAUACUGAGAGACAUACACACACACACAGAGCUAUUUUUUCAGCCACCCUCCUGUUUCUUACCUUUUCUUUGCAGGAGGGUGGCUGGGGCUGAUGGGAGUCGGCAUGGCUCUCCCUCUUCAAGUCCACGCUGGCUCUCCUCCCGCGCAGAGUGAGCUGGGAGGAAGUGACCACUUCCUCCCUGCAGCACUUGCACUGCAUUUUUAUUUUAUUUAAAACGGGGCCUGACUACAGGCCCUGCCUUAAAUAUAUCUUGUAAAAAAAAAAAAACAGAUAAAAUUUGUAUUUUGUAAUACCUUUUUUAUUGGAAUAACAGAAUUUUUUAAUGACAAGCUUUCGGGAGAGCCUCCCUUUCUCAAGUCUAAAGCAUUUCUGAGCAAGACAACACAUAGAAUUCAAAGUUGAGUUGUCAUACAGGGGUUAAAGCGACAUGAGUGCAGAUAAGGCACAGGUCUGAUAGAAAAUAGACACCAUUCUUGUGUGAAGAUCACAGAGGCGGGGGGGAGAGAGAAAGAGAAGAAAAAACUGUGCAGAAGAUGGCGCUAGAAGGGGAAGAGUGAAAAAAUGAAUUGCUUGUAUUAAGAAUAGAUCAAUUUCCAUCCAAGAGUUACAGAAUAUGCAUGAAGGCCUGUAUACAGCAUACACAGAUAUACACACAUACAUAGAUAUACACAUUAAUGCAUACACGCAUGCACAUAUACACAAGUACAUACAGCGAUAUACAUAUAAAUACAACCAAAUGCACAAAUAUAUGUACAUGCACACCUAUAAAUACAUCCAUGCACAAGCACCAAUACAUGUACCUUCACAUAUACAAAUCUGCCUACACAGACCCAUAUAUAUGUACACAUACAUCUAUUCACAUAUACAUACAUUCAUACCCAUUGUACAGCUCUACGGAACCUGAUGGCGCUAUAUAAAUAAUAAUACACACAAAUAUAUAUGAUUAUACAUAUACAUACACCCUUAUACAUAAACACAUAUACAUGAACCCAUAUACACAAUUAUUUGUAAAUUAACCCAUAUAUACAAUUAUUUGUAUGUGUUUAUGUAUAUGGCUGCAUGUCAGGGCCGUCUUUCCGCAUGGGCACGCUGGGCAGUUCCAUAGGCCCACAGCCCAUGUACUGGGGCCGACAGGGAGAUCCUUUGAUCUCCCCUGCCGACCCACGGAGAGCCGGCCCUGCUUGCUUGGUUUGGGCCAUCUCUGGCCAGUGGGGAGAUCAAAGAUCUCCCUCACCGGCCCAAAGAUCUCCCUUACCAGCCCAAAGGUCCUUUAGAGAGAGGGAGGGAGGCAGAGAGGACCUGGGAGGCAGUUCCUCCCGCCAACAAUGCUGGUCUGAGCGUUACCGCACGUUGCCGUGGCAAUACUCUGACACGGCAUUCUGCUCAUGGGAGGAGUGAGAGCCUGCAACCAGAGGAACUGCAGGCUGUAGAUUAUUCCUCACCACUGGACCACCAGGGUUGACAUCCCUUUUCCCUAUGCAACUCUGCACCCCACACAGCACCCUUCUCACACACACAGCACCCCACACUGCUGUCUGUCUGUGUGUAUUCAGCAGUCUGUGUGUUUGUAAUGUAUGAAUAUUGCAUCUGUUGAAGGUACCAGCUUAUUGAAUUAGUUCUGGUGAGUAGAAUCAUUCCCCUCAGGCUUUUUGCUGUAAACACUGUCUUUUCAGAGAAAAUGCAGUGUUUACAUUACAGCCUAGUGAUAACUUCACUGGCCACUCCUCAGAUGGCAGUUAGAGAUCCUUCCUGGGUCAUGGCUGCCUAAAAUGCAUCCAAACAAUCAGUGUCUCCACCCUCUGCACGCAGACACUGAACUUUCCUCAUAGAGAUUCAUUGAUUCAAUUCAUCUCUAUGAGGAGAUGCUGAUUGGCCAGGGCUGUGUUUGAAUCAUGCUGGCUCUACCCCUGAUCUGCCUCUUUGUCAGUCUCAGCUAAUCCUAUGGGGAAGCACUGUGAUUGGAUCAGACCACAACUUCUGAUGAUGUCAGGAGGCAGGUCUGAGGCAGACAGAUCCAACAGCUGGAGACUUGAAUACAAGUAAGAUUGUACUAUAUUUAAGGAGGCAAGAGUGGGCCAGGGGGGCUAGAUGGUGGUUUUAACACUAUUCGUCCACCCAUUGUAAAGCGCUGCGGAAUUUGAUGGCGCUCUAUAAAUAUCAUAAUAAUAAUAAUAUAGGGUCAGCAAUACAUGUUUGUGUUCUGACCCUAUAGUGCUCCUUUAAGCACACUGUAGCAGGUUAAGAUACCAAAGGACACACAGCAAGCCUCUGCUACAGUAUCCAAAUGUCAAAACUUCAAAGACACAAUAUUAUACAUAGUAACUAUACCAUUGCACAAAUAUAAUUUGAAUCUCUGGAGAUUGUCCCAGCUGGUAAUUGCCCAAUAGAGCUGAAUACCGCUAAGCAUUAUUUUUGUUGAUUACAACAAACCACUUAGGAUAUACGGUAUGUAUAUCUUUUGGCUCUAUUCUAAUUAAGUCCUUAUAAAGACUUAGAGGACAGAUUCAGUCCCCUUUCCAGUCUGACACUUGACUGAUUUUUAUAUUUUGUUUACAUUUUUCAUUUCUUUUUACAUUAGUCUAUAAUACAGUCCAUGUGUUGGGACUUUUUAAAGUGAAUAAAUUAAAAGUGACGUUUUAAAUCAUUUACACAUUACUUUCCCAAUGUAUUCCACUUACCGUAAUCACAAUAUUUCAUUGCUGCUACCUUCAGCCCUUCUCUCUCUGAUAUAUGUGUAGGUACAUGUAUUGGUGCAUUUGGUUGUAUUUAUAUGUAUAUCGCUGUAUGUACUUGUACAAAUACACUACUAACUGUCUCAUUUAUUGUUAAAUCUUACCCUCUGAUAAUAUUGUAAAGCGCCACGGAAUAUGCUGGCGCUAUAUAAAUACUAGUAAUAAUAAUGUGUAUGUGUGUAUGCUGUAUAUAGGCCUUCAUGCAUAUCCUGUAACUCUUGGAUGAGAAUUCAUCCAUUCUAAAUCUAAGUAAUUGUUUUUUACUCUCCCCUUCUAGCACUAUCUUCUGCACUGUUUGCUUUUUUUUUUUUUCCUCUCCCCCUCACUCUCUGAUCUUCACACAAGAUAUUUACGACUCUCUGCGACAAUGGUGUCUAUUUUCUAUAGAGAUUGUAGCCCUAUUAGUCCAGUGAUGUAGAUGUAAAAAACAGAUAAUAUUUGUAUCUUGUAAUACCUUUUUUAUUGGACUAACAGAAUUUUUUUAAUGACAAGUUUUCGUGAGAACCUCCCUUUCUCAAGUCUAAAGCAUUUCUGAGGAAGACAACACAUAGAAUUCAAAGUUGAGUUGUGAUACAGGGGUUAAAGCGACAUGGUGCAGAAUUCAAAGUUGAGUUGUGAUACAGGGGUUAAAGCGACAUGAGUGCAGACAGGGCUGGAUUUAAGGCAUUGUGUAACCUGUGACCAUGGAUGAAAUGCUGCCUCCCCCUACCCCCCAACAAAACCACAUCAACCAAAAUAUGUCCAUUAUGUUAUGCAGUGUGUGUGGUGGGUGCAGAGUGUGUAUUUGUGUAGUGGAUGCAGUGGCUGUGUAUUGCAUUGCGUGUGUGUGUAUAAUGGAUGCAGAGUGUGUGUGUGGAUAUAGUGGAUAUAGUGCAUUAGUAUGUAUAGAGGAUGUAUUGUGUAUUUGUUUGCGUGUUGGUGUGUAUAUGCCAUCGGAGCAAAUCAAUGAAUUUAGGAAAUAUUUAAUUAAUAUUGGACACAUACCGACACUCCCUUUUUACCCAAUAACUAUUCUGAGCGAUAUUAACAUCACAAAACAAAUCCGGUGUCUUAUUCCACUUUACUAUAAACACACACAGUGCUACUUACCUUAUAUUAAUGAUGCAGCUUCACAGGUGGGUUUUCCCUUAUUGAACAACAAGACACACACAAUAUUUGGGGAUUUAGCUAUACAUCUGUAAAGGGAUCAAAUAAGCCACUGAGUAAAAGUACAGUAAAAACCGUUAACUCUGCGCUCCAGAAAUAUAAGAGUUUGGAUAUUACCAUAAACCUGCACAAUCAGCACACCACACGCACUUAGUCUUUUUAAGCCUAUAUUAAUAUAUAAACAUGCAGAAUUGUUCAAAUGUAAGGACCACUGACUAAGGGACCUACAGGGUUAACAGUCAAGAUGUUAAAGAAUGCUAACACUCCCACAUCUCCUAACGGCCAAGAGAAUUUAACUUUCAUUUCCUACUUCUGCUUUCAGCGAUGGCGAUGGCAUCUGCAGAACAGAAAGACGAGAAAAGCUGCUCUAUCUGCCAAAACAUUUAUACUGAUUCGCUAAACCUGACGUGUAAACAUUUUGUCUGCUUGGUCUGCAUUGGGAACGUGCUUGACACACAGGACGGAUUUGGGGGCUAUGAGUGCCCGGUGUGCAGGGCAGAGUUUCAGAAUCAUCCUGUCCCAUCGAAGAAGAGGAAGAUAUGUAACAUCGUAGAGAGUUUGUUAGGCACACAGCCAGAGCAGAAUGAGACUGUUAUAUUAUGUAAUUAUUGUAUGAAAUCUCAGGUACCUGCUGCUAAAACAUGUCUGCUAUGUGAAGCUUCUCUGUGUGAGGACCACCUUGAGGUCCACAGCAAGUCAGUAGAACACAUCUUAACGGAACCCACCACUUCUUUCGAGAACAGAAAAUGCUCCGUUCAUAAGGAAAUCUUGAAAUAUUACUGCUUGGAAGAUGCUGUUUGCGUCUGUGUAUCCUGUAGGCUGGAUGGAGAUCACAAGGGACAUCAGGUGGAAUCUCUGAAUGAGGCGUCCAAGAAGAAGAAGGAAAACCUGAGAAGAAUUCUGCAGACACUAACCUCAAAGAGAACUGAACUUGAGAAAAGAGUCCAGGGCCUGCAGACGGGCAAGAAAGUAGUGGAGAAAAAAUCAGUUGGUGUGCUGCGGCAAGCUAUUUUCCUAAUUAGCUACAUCAAAACACAUGUGAAAGAAAUGGAGAAACAAGUUGUGAGUGAGCUCGCUAAGCAGAAAAAACAGAUUUCACUCCCAUACUCCGUUCUAAUCCACCAACUGGAUAUAAGGUCUAAUAAUCUGUCCAAGAAGAUAACUCACCUCGAGGAGCUGUGUAACAUGAUGGAUCCAUUAACUGUCUUACAAGAACUGCAAUCAGACUGUGCUGACUAUUGUGAUGCUCAGGAGGGAAACAGCAAGGGUAUAGACAGAAAUGAUAAAGAGGUCCACGUUACAGAGGAUAUGGAUAUGGGUGUGAUCUCCGUGAUGGUACACACAAGAUUAAAUGAACUUGUGACGGGUGUAAAACAAAAUAUCCAAAUGGAUGUCUCAGAAGUAUUACUGGAUGUAAACACAGCUGGUAAUCAUAUAACUGUGUCAGGUGACUUGAAGACCGUAUCUUGGUCAGAAGUAAAUCAAAGUCACCAAGAAUCACCAAAAAGAUUCCAAAAUAACCAGAUUUUAAGCAUCACACGAUAUUCUUCUGGACAACAUUACUGCCAAGUGGAGACUAGUGAAACAAAUGGAUGGAAAAUUGGGAUGGCCUAUCCCAGUAUAGACCGGAAAGGAGAUCAGUCAAAAAUUGGGUACAAUAAGAAAUCCUGGAGUUUGGGCAUUUGGAAUAACCGGUAUUCUGUGAUUCAUAAUGGGAAAGUAGAACGGUUAUGUCAUGGUCCUUCCUGCCAACGGUUAGGGAUCUAUCUGCACUAUAAAGCUGGGUGCCUGUCGUUUUAUGAGCUCUGCAAUCCAAUUAAGCAUUUAUACACCUUUACCACCACUUUCACCGAACCUCUUCACGUUGCUUUUUGGUUAUGGAAAAAUACAUGGCUGAGAAGCAAGAAUUAGGAGAGAGAGUGUUGCGUUUAUUUUUAUAUUUUUUCUAGAUUGACCUGAGGUACAUGGUUAAUCCAAAAAUGGAAAACUAGUAUAUGUAUUUGUCAAUAAAUUCUGAACUAGUCAAUACAGAGGUUGUAAUUUGCCCCCUUCAGAGUAUGGACCAGGGGCUGAGAAGGCUGGCAAAGCAACAUGGGCGUUGUAAUACCUUUUUGUCAAACUUGGUCUGGACUCUUUAGGUUUUAGCAAAAAUUAAAAAAAAAUCUUCUAAGAUGUUAAAAAUAUUCAAAAGCAUUAAAAGUUAUUUAAAACAUUUAAAAAGACACUACAGUCACCAUAACAACUACAGCUUAAUGUAGUUGUUCUGGUGUCUACUGCCUUUCCUUGCAGCCUUUUAAUGUAAACACUGGAGGGGCUUCCUGGGUCAGUGCUGCACAAUGUGCAGUACUGACAUUCAACAUCUACACGCCCUGCAUGGAGGCGCUGAACAUUCCUCAUAGAGAUACAUUGAUUCAAGGGAAAGCACUGGAUAGGCAGAGACUGACAAUUUUUAUGGUCUCAGCCAAGGGGGCCAGCCACGACAGAUGCAUGCAGUGCUCGAAGAAAGGUGAGUAAACUCCCCUUUUACAUUCCUGUCGGGGGGGCCUAAACAUUGCUUUCACAGCUAUAGUGACAGGAAUACAUAUUUUUACUCCUGUCACUAUAGAGCUCUUUAAAAAAUAAGUAAAAUAAAAAAAGUUAUCACUUGAAAUUGAAGUUGCCCUUAGUCAACAGUUCUCCAACUGAGAAAUACUGCAAACUAGACUGACAUUUCCCACUCCAAACCAUCACAGACAGUUUUCAGUUGGUUUAUUUGUACAGCCCCACAUUAAGUCAAAUUGUGGUUAAAAAAACAUGAAACAUUAGAGGGAUUUUUUUAUUAUGUUUAUAUCUUAAAGGAACACUAUAGUCACCUAAACAACUUUAGCUAAAUAAAGCAGUUUUAGUGUAUAGAUCAUUCCCCUGCAAUUUCACUGCUCAAUUCAGUGUCAUUUAGGAGUUAAAUCACUUUGUUUCUGUUUAUGCAGCCCUAGCCACACUAUGAUUGACAGAGCCAGCAUGAAAAAAAAAAAAACUGGUUUCACUUUCAAACAGAUGUAAUUUACCUUAAAUAAUUGUAUCUCAAUCUCUAAAUUGAACUUUAAUCACAUACAGGACGCUCUUGCAGGGUCUAGCAAGCUAUUAACAUAGCAGGGGAUAAGAAAAUCUUAAUUAAACAGUACUUGCAAUAAAGGAAGUAUAAACAUUAGAUGACUCUUUACAGGAAGUGUUUAGGAAGGCUAUACAAGUCACAUGCAGGGAGGUGUGACUAGGGUUCAUAAACAAAGUGAUUUAACUCCUAAAUAGCAGAGAAUUUAGCAGUGAGACUGCAGGGGCAUGUUCUAUACACCAAAACUGCUUCAUUAAGCUAAAGUUGUUUUGGUGACUAUAGUGUCCCUUUAAUUCAGUGGUAGAAAGAGGAUCCAGGCACUCCAAGUAUCUUCAAACGUAUUUAUUAGGACAAAUGAGACCCUGCAAUGCGUCAACCGCUGAAAGUGUCUUUGUCAAGCUCUUAUCACAGACCCUUUCAGGGGUCGAAAUGUUCUAAUAAAUACAUGUGAAGAUACUUGGAGUGCCUGGAUCCUCUUUCUACCACUGAUAUCUACUCGCUGGGGCUGGUGUUGGCACCCGGAUCUUCACGUGAUUGGAGUGUGGUUUUUUGUUAGUUUGUUCCUUCUCUUUUUGCAUAUAUCUUAAUUCAGUACAUAUCUUAAUAUUUGUAGUUUUUCAGAAUUUAUUUGCUUAUUUUUCUCCAUUGCUAUAUGUUUGU